Molecule: messenger RNA, 1663 nt
Organism: Propithecus coquereli (Coquerel's sifaka)
Lineage: Eukaryota; Metazoa; Chordata; Mammalia; Primates; Indriidae
Product: heat shock 70 kDa protein 14-like
Exons: 4
Coding region: 68-499 (143 amino acids)
Biological process (GO): protein folding
Cellular component (GO): nucleus; cytosol
Molecular function (GO): ATP binding; ATP-dependent protein folding chaperone
Source: RefSeq, a predicted model, not a curated record
GGCGGCCGGUAGCUGUUGCGGCUGCAGGACUCAUCGUUGCCGCUGCCACCGCCGGCCCUGCCGCCUCAUGGCGGCCAUCGGGGUUCACCUGGGCUGCACUUCAGCCUGUGUGGCCGUCUACAAGGAUGGCCGGGCUGAUGUGGUUGCAAAUGAUGCAGGUGACAGAGUUACUCCAGCUGUUGUUGCUUACUCAGAAAAUGAAGAGAUUGUUGGACUGGCAGCAAAACAAAGUAGAAUAAGAAAUAUUUCAAAUACAGUAAUGAAAGUAAAGCAGAUCCUUGGCAGAAGGGUGCUCUCAAGGGACCCCCAGCUACAGCAACUCCCACAGCCUUUUCAGAGGUGCAGUUGCUCCCUGUCAGAGCAGCCCCAUGAGCAGACUGGGUGUGUCCAGGGAGCCCAGUCCCUGCGCCAGCACCAGCCGCAACACUCCUGGUGCAGCCUCCACACCACGGCCUCCGGUCUCCUCUCCCAGAGUUGGUUUUGUUUCUGGUGGGGAUAGGCCUUUGACCAGUGAGCCCCCUCCAAGGUGGGCAAGGCGAAGAAGGCGCUCAGUGGCCAGGACUAUUGCAGCCGAGUUGGCAGAAAACAGGAGAUUGGCACGAGAACUUUCAAAGCGUGAGGAAGAAAAACUGGACAGGCUGAUUGCUAUUGGUGAGGAGGCCAGUGCUCAGCAAGACACUGCCAAUGAGCUCCGCAGGGACGCUGUCAUCGCGGUCAGACGUUUGGCGACAGCAGUGGAAGAAGCAACUGGUGCUUUUCAGCUAGGCCUUGAAAAAUUGCUUCAGAGGUUGAUUUCGAACACCAAAAGCUAGGAACUGAUUACAAGAGUUUAUUUCCUAAACUGGUAGAAGUCUAGUUCCAACACUUGCUUUGUAGGACCCUGGCUCCUUUUCUGUGUCCUCAGAGAAAAAGAGUGGAUGAACCAUUAAUCUGCAGAGGAGUAGUAGUAUACUUGCUGAUACCUUUCCCCGAGAUUCUCCACUAAUUGUAAGACCUUUCAGAAAUGUGAGGGGUGGCCUAGUAGAAAAUGGAUGGAGCCAAGUCCGAGAGAGCUAGUUCGACCUGGCUUUGUCUCUGAUGUAAGGCAAUUUAGUUUACCUCUCUACAACAGUUUUCCUUAUCUGUAAAAUGGGGACGAUAAUAACUCCUGCCCUGCCUACCUCACAGGGUUGUUGUGAGGGUCAAAUGGCUAAUAGAUGUGAAAGAGUUUAAAAGUUUAAAAGCACUAUAGACAUUUAAGUUAUUAAUGCAUAUGACCUUGGCUGCGGUAAGACCAGGGUGCGGCACGUCAGUUUACAAGAUACAGAAGUGUGGCUGUAUACCAUGACCUCAUUGCUUGAGUCUUUUUUCACUAGUUUAACUUGACCGCUUCAUGGAGUUUGGGAUCUUAAGUUUUUAAACCCCUCUGUGGCUCAUUAGGCUAGUAUCCGUGUUUGUACCUGUAUCUCUUACAUUUUCACUGCUGUGUCUUUGACAUUCCUGCUAAGGAAGCAGUCAGACCAUCUUUCCUUCCUUCAUUUUACUAGUUCUUAGUCUCCUGUCAAUAUAAGGAUGUAAUUAAGAACCAGCAGGGAGUCACAAUAGUAUGUUAUGGUUCCUGUUGAUAAUCUUUGAUAUAAUUAAAUAUUGGCUGUUUUAUAAAAUGUUAAAUGUAAGUAAAUUC